Molecule: messenger RNA, 1444 nt
Organism: Paramacrobiotus metropolitanus
Lineage: Eukaryota; Metazoa; Tardigrada; Eutardigrada; Parachela; Macrobiotidae
Product: FUN14 domain-containing protein 2-like
Exons: 5
Coding region: 314-967 (217 amino acids)
Biological process (GO): autophagy of mitochondrion
Cellular component (GO): mitochondrial outer membrane
Source: RefSeq, a predicted model, not a curated record
UUGCAGUAAAAGAAAGAUUUGUUUACAGUAUUUUUCACGGUUUUCAAAUUCUCAUGCUGUUUACGUUAAACACUACUUAUAUUUUAGCAAGAACUACGACGUUCUGAACAUCUCGAUUCUCAACUUGUGCUGUUUUACACGACACGGUCUUGAUUCGUGUGUGAAGUACAGAAGUGUAGACUGCUGUUAUUUGCAGCUAAUAAGUCUUCUGUGCGGACUUGCUGAUUUUGAUUUGGCCCACUUGUUACGAGAGACUGUGGUGUGGAUUGUCAUUGGGGCGUAUUGGGGCUUUGGUGAUUCUGGAAGCCAGCAAAUGAGCGACAAACAUUGGAAAGCGGAAAGCAGCCGCUCUGUGGAAAUGAGCAGAAGCGCGCGGGCUACGAACAGCGAAAACAGGAGCAGCUCUCUGGCAGCGACAGCCACCGCGUUGGCCGGCAUGAUUCCCGUGUCGGAGACGGUUUCUGGCGCCCUGGACAGUGUGCGCGCCCACAUGGACGACGCGGGCAACGUGAUCGUGCGGACGGGACGCCAGCUGCUGGAUCCCGACGCGGAGGAGGGGGAUGAGGAGGGCCCGCUGUCGCUGGUGGACCGCGCGCUGCACAGCCUGGCCACGGCCAGUCGCGCGCAGCAGAUCACGGCUGGCGGCGCCACGGGGUGGCUGUCCGGGUACCUCUUCAACAAAUUCGGCCGACCGGUGAUUUACAUCAUGGGCAGCAGUCUUAUCGUCGUCCUCUUCGCGGAGCAUCUGGGCUACCUGACGGUGGACUGGAGCAAGUUCCGGCGCGACUACCACGCCGGCCGGCGCAACGUGGAGCAGCGCAUCCGCGGUCUGGCGCAGAUGGACGCGCAGCAGGCGGCGCGCCGCGGCGGCCGGCCCUGGCUGGAGAAGAUCAAGGUGCUGGCACGGACCAGUCCCUACCUCAGCGGCGGAUUCAUCGGCGGCAUCCUGCUGGGACUGGCCUCCUGACCGCUGACGCUCGGCGCGAUACCAGUGUAAUCUCUGAUUAGUCCAUGACUUGCGCUUGUGAUCCGGCUGCUGCUUGGCCGCUCAUUGCUGGACAGUUGAUUGCUGGGCAUCAUUGCACACGUCUGCCUCUGCCAUUUAUUUUGCUGUGUCUUCGGAUUAUGAUACUUUAUCAUUUUUGUGCUGACUGUUUACUGCGAUAGUUCUAUACUUCUGUUAAAUUUUAUUACUGUCCCGAAUAAGGGAGGCAGAGAAAUCUGGCAACAAUAAUGGCAAAAUGUUGGCAGUGUUUGAAGAGGACUGAUAGUGAGAAUGAACAAAUAUAUGAGAAAGACUAAGGAAUACAGUAAAUGUGGAUUACACAUUAUCCAUCUAGUCUUGCCGUGGCUGGCCCGAAUAGGCUGUCCAGAGCGGCCAUCGUCACCGGGCCGUGCUGCAUCGCCGGCACCGGCCACUCCACAUCCGGUUCCUCGACCUCGU